AUGUCCGCCCCAAUGGAGCCCCUGAGCAGCCACGAGAGGRUACGCAACAUGACCUACAGCGAGUGCUUCCAGUCUCGGAGCACCGUCCUCCAGGGGCAGCCGUUUGGGGGGAUCCCCACUGUGCUGUUCCUCAACGUCAUCUUGUGGAUGCUCGUCCUYGUGGUUUAUUCCUUCCUCCGGAAGGCUGCGUGGGACUACGGGCGCCUGGCUCUGCUGAUCCACAAUGACAGCCUGACCUCGCUGAUCUAUGGGGAGCAGAGUGAGAAGUCAUCGCCCUCAGAGAUUUCCUUGGAGAUGGAGCGCAGGGACAAGGGCUUCUGCUCCUGGCUCUUCAACAGCUUGACCAUGAAGAACCAGGAUCUGAUUAACAAGUGUGGGGACGACGCGCGCAUCUACAUGAUGUUCCAGUACCACCUCAUCAUCUUUGUGCUCAUCCUCUGCCUCCCCUCCUUGGGUGUCAUUCUGCCCAUCAACUACACUGGCACUGUCCUGGACUGGAAUAGCCAUUUCGCACGGACCACCAUUGUCAAUGUCUCCACAGAGAGCAGGCUCCUGUGGCUGCACAGCCUCUUCGCCUUCGUCUACUUUCUCACCAACUUCCUCUUCAUGGCUCACCACUGCUUGGGCUUUGUGCCCAAGAAGAACCAACAGGUCACUAGGACACUAAUGAUCACCUAUGUGCCCACGGACAUCCAAGACCCAGAGAUGGUUAGCAAGCAUUUCCAUGAGGCCUAUCCAGGCUGCGUGGUGACCAGGGUCCACUUCUGCUAUGACGUCAGGACGCUGAUCGACUUGGAUGAUCAGAGGCGCCAUGCCAUGCGGGGCCGGCUCUACUACACGGCCAAGGCCAAGAAGACUGGGGGCAAGAUCAUGAUCAGGAUUCAUCCCUGCUCCCGCCUGUGCUUCUGCAGGUGCUGCACCUGCUUCAAGGAGGUAGAUGCAGAGCAGUAUUACAGUGAGCUGGAGGAGCAGCUGACGGACGAGUUCAACGCUGAGCUCAACCGCGUCCGGCUGAAGCGUCUCGACCUGAUCUUCGUCACCUUCCAGGACUCCAGGAUGGCAAAGAACGUCCUGGAGGAUUACAAGUACAUCUAUUGUGGUGUGUACCCCCAGCAGUCCUCAGUGACCACCGUCGUCAAAUCCUACCGCUGGAGGGUCAUUCAUGCYCCACACCCCAAAGACAUUAUUUGGAAACACCUGUCCAUCCGCCGCUUCAAUUGGUGGGCCCGCUUCAUCGCAAUCAACACCUUCCUCUUCUUCCUCUUCUUCUUCCUCACCACGCCUGCCAUCAUCAUCAACACCAUCGACAUGUACAACGUCACCCGCCCCAUCGAGAAGCUGCAGAGCCCAAUUGUGACCCAGUUCUUCCCCUCCGUGCUGCUCUGGGCCUUCACAGUGAUGAUGCCCCUGAUGGUCUACUUCUCUGCCUUCCUUGAGGCCCACUGGACCAGAUCAAGUCAGAAUCUGAUCAUAGUGCACAAGUGCUAUGUCUUUCUGGUGUUCAUGGUGGUCAUCCUGCCCUCUAUGGGACUGACCAGUUUGGAUGUCUUCUUCCGUUGGCUCUUCGACAUCUACUAUCUAGAGCACGCCACCAUCAGGUUCCAGUGUGUGUUCCUGCCAGACAAUGGCGCCUUCUUCGUCAACUACGUGAUCACGGCGGCCCUGCUCGGCACAGGCAUGGAGCUGCUGCGUCUGGGGUCCCUCUUCAUGUACAGCACUCGCCUCUUCUUUUCCAGAUCGGAGCCCGAGAGAGCCCACAUCAGGAAGAACCAAGCCAUGGACUUCCAGUUUGGGCGGGAGUACGCAUGGAUGCUGAACGUCUUCAGCGUGGUGAUGGCGUAUAGCAUCACUUGCCCGAUCAUCGUCCCUUUUGGGCUUCUCUACCUGUGCAUGAAACACCUGACGGACCGUUACAACAUGUACUACUCCUUCGCACCCACCAAACUCAACGAGCAGAUCCACAUGGCCGCCGUCUACCAGGCCAUCUUUGCUCCGCUCUUGGGUCUAUUCUGGAUGCUCUUCUUCUCCAUCCUGCGAGUAGGUUCCCUCCACAACAUCACCUUCUUUUCCCUGACCACCCUUAUCGUUUCCAUGCUAAUUGCCUUUUUUGGCGUUUUUCUGGGGAAGCUCCGGACAGUCCAUGACUAUGAGUCCGAGGAGGAGAUCGAGACAGUGUUUGACAUGGAGCCAAGCAGCACGUCCUCCACGCCCACAUCCCUUCUCUAUGUGGCCGCUGUACUGCAAGAGCCGGAACUGAACCUGACCCCAGCCUCCUCCCCAGCCCAGCACACCUACGGCACCAUGAACAGCCAGCAGGAAGAGGGAGAAGAGGAGAGCGGUUUGAGGGGCUUUGCAAGGGAGCUGGACUCUGCCCAGUUUCAGGAAGGGCUGGAACUGGAGGGCCAGAGCCAGUACCACUGA
Molecule: messenger RNA, 2421 nt
Organism: Urocitellus parryii (Arctic ground squirrel)
Lineage: Eukaryota; Metazoa; Chordata; Mammalia; Rodentia; Sciuridae
Gene: Tmem63c
Product: transmembrane protein 63C
Cellular component (GO): plasma membrane
Molecular function (GO): calcium-activated cation channel activity
Source: RefSeq, a predicted model, not a curated record